Talaromyces proteolyticus is the source of this 936-nucleotide messenger RNA. RefSeq lists its product as uncharacterized. Lineage: Eukaryota; Fungi; Ascomycota; Eurotiomycetes; Eurotiales; Trichocomaceae. The transcript is spliced from 3 exons. The record is from RefSeq and is a predicted model, not a curated record. The coding region runs from base 1 to 936 and encodes 311 amino acids.
AUGGCGCUGCCGAUGACAUUUUCUCAAGUUUGGAAUGGAGGCAUGGGAGACCUUGAAUCUGUUUUUCAAGGCUUAUCAAUCGCUCAGCCCAACCCUCCGAGUCUGUAUCAUCCUCCCAGCAAUUGUCCGGGGCCGAAUUAUGAAUAUGAAUUUGAGAAUAUUAUAAGCUUCGUCAAUAAUUCCUUCCGAAGUAUACCGGACGAGGAACGAACUGUCACCCGCGCUUUUGCUCGGCCAUUUACACCUGGUGGAUUGCUGGUCUUGUUGCAAGAACCGCUGGCUAAUCAUCCUUGGUCAAGUGGUAUUGAAGCGGUGAUUUCGUCAUGUCCGUCGUUGGGGGCACUGAGAGAAGGGAUCGCGAGGGUUUCACAGGGUGGACAAUGCAUCACCAACAACGUUUCAGUUAUGGAUAGAUGGCCGUUCCUAUCGCAGACUCUGCACAAGAGCUUGGAAGUAUCCCGUUGCGCUGAAAUGGAACGAUAUGAUAGCCUCGUUCUCGCGGCUAUACGCGCUAAGCAACCAAACGUGAUCCUAUGCAUGGGCAGCCUAGUAUUGAUGCCGGGCCGAUUUAUUGAUAUCGUGUACUGUUGUCAUCCAAGCUAUUCAAUCAACUACGAGUUUCAAAACUGUCAUAAAACACGGGAGACACUCCUCGUCGCUAUUCAAGACGCUUGCAAUCGACUAAGAAGCAACAUUGGUACACUUCCACAGCCUCAUCCCUGGAAUAAUAUGCUACCACCUCAGCAAUACGCAUUUUCUUACACAAACAUUAACCAGCCUGCGCAGUAUGGGAAGAGCGAUGCUGAGAUCGUUCGUGGCUUUAUCGGACGAGGCACUCUGGGUGCUCGUGCCGCUGUUGAUGAAGCUGAACAACACACUGACAAGGACAACCUAUUUCUCUCCGACAUACACUGUGGAUAUGCGAAGAGUGACUGA